Messenger RNA from Parus major (Great Tit), 479 nucleotides. RefSeq names its product peptidylprolyl cis/trans isomerase, NIMA-interacting 4 (gene PIN4). The transcript has 4 exons. Gene Ontology annotation, molecular function: peptidyl-prolyl cis-trans isomerase activity; DNA binding. Gene Ontology annotation, biological process: rRNA processing. The coding region runs from base 76 to 459 and encodes 127 amino acids. NCBI's taxonomy places the organism in Eukaryota, Metazoa, Chordata, Aves, Passeriformes, Paridae. The record is from RefSeq and is a predicted model, not a curated record.
GCGCGGGCAGCCGGGGCCCUCGGGCCGGGCAGGAGCGGCCCCGCCCGGCGUAGCGCGGGGCCUUACAGCGGCAAGAUGGCGCCUAAAGGGAAAGGCGGCGGCAAAGCCGGGAAGGGCGGCGACAGCGGCGGCAGCGAGGGCAAAGCACAGGGCCCGAAGGGAGGCGGCAGCGCCGUUAAGGUUCGGCACAUCCUGUGCGAGAAGCACGGCCGGGCCAUGGAGGCCAUGGAGAAGCUGAAGGCCGGGCAGCGCUUUAGCGAGGUGGCGGCGCAGUACAGCGAGGACAAGGCCAGGCAGGGGGGAGACCUGGGCUGGAUGACCAGAGGCUCCAUGGUGGGACCAUUCCAGGAGGCAGCGUUUGCCCUGCCUGUGAGCAGCAUGGACAAGCCCGUGUACACGGACCCUCCCGUUAAAACCAAGUUCGGAUACCACAUCAUCAUGGUGGAAGGCAGAAAAUAAAAUAUGAAUGACCAUCAUGA